UGCACGUCCAAGUGAACGUCCGUGCAUGGGAUCAAUCUCUCUCUCAAGUAUAGCGCAAACACAGCACGUGGUCGGAAAUAUGAAUUGACACAGGCGGUUGCUGUCCCGUUUGUCCGUUUCCCUAACGAUAUAGGUUUUGCUCUCUCUCUCUCUCGCCUAUGCAGCUCAUGAGCCCUUACCUCGGCAUUCAUGUUGCCCUGAGAUUUUUGUGAUUGCUACGUGUCUCCUCAUGUCCAGCGAACGAACAGCCAAGUUGCAGGUCUAAGAGCUUCUCUUUUUCCGUUCACUUCGUUCCUCUCUCUUUCUCUCCUACCCCCACAUGUGAAGGGCAAAAACAAAAAAAGCAAUGAUCCAUCUCUCACAGGUUUAUCCAAUUUCGGAAAAUUUUAUCACCUGGAACGACGAUCUCUACUGCUACUUGAUCCUGCAUUGCUAUUAUACUGUUCGAUUGUUGUUUCUCAAUUCAAGCGAAAACUUCUGUCUCUGGCUGGUUCUUCAUUUUCGUCGAAUAAUUCUGAUCCUGAGUUUUAUAAUACAGUCGUUUUUUUAUUGAGAUCCGACCUGUUUGGGUCGGUGUGAUCUCCAAGGUAUUUUGGCUAGUCAUCGUUUUGGAUCCGAUCAGAGAAGUGGCAUCGCUGGACAAUGGCGCUGUUCAGAAGAUUAUUCUAUCGGAAGCCUCCGGAUCGGCUUCUGGAGAUCUCCGAGAGGGUUUACGUAUUUGACUGUUGCUUCUCCACGGAUGGUUUGGAAGAGGAUGAGUACAGGGUUUACUUGGGUGGGAUUAUGGCACAGCUACAGGACCACUAUCCUGAUGCCUCUUUCAUGGUAUUCAAUUUUAGAGAGAGAGAAAGGAGAAGUCAAAUAUCAGAUAUAUUAUCACAGUAUGACAUGACUGUCAUGGACUACCCUAGGCAAUAUGAGGGGUGCCCUUUGUUACCAUUGGAGAUGAUCUAUCACUUCUUGCAGUUAAGCGAGAGCUGGUUGUCAUUGGAAGGCCAACAGAAUGUGCUGCUGAUGCAUUGUGAGAGAGGAUGGCCUGUUCUUGCUUUCAUGCUUGCAGGUCUUCUGCUAUAUAGGAAACAGUAUACUGGGGAGCAGAAGACUCUGGAAAUGAUUUACAGGCAAGCUCCUAGGGAGCUCCUUCAUCUCCUGUCUCCUUUAAACCCUCAAUCUUCACAAUUGAGAUAUCUCCAGUACAUCUCCAGAAGGAAUCUGGGCUCUAAUUGGCCACCAGUGGAUACACCUUUGAAUUUAGAAUAUCUUAUUCUCAGAGUCCUUCCCAUGUUUGAUGGAGAAAGGGGUUGCAGGCCAGUUGUUCGUGUUUAUGGUCAGGACCCUUCAACUGUCAUGAAUAGAAGUUCGAAAAUUCUUUUUUCAACUGUAAAGAUACAGAAAAAUGUUCAUCACUAUCAGCAGGCAGAGUGUGCAGUUGUGAAAAUAGACAUUCAUUGCCAUGUUCAAGGUGAUGUGGUUCUUGAGUGCCUCCAUUUGAAUGAAGAUCUGGUGCGUGAGGAAAUGAUGUUCCGAGUUAUGUUUAACACAGCAUUUAUCAGCUCAAAUAUGUUGAUACUCAACCGUGAUGAGGUUGAUGUUUUGUGGGAUUCCAAGGACCAGUUUCCUAUGGACUUUAAAUUAGAGGUAUCAUUUUCGGACUCUGAUGCUGUUGGAUCUAAUAUCUCCUCAGAAGUGGCAACUGAAGAUGGAGAUGAGACUGAAUGGGCUUCAACAGAGGAGUUUCAUGAGGCAGAGGAGAUCUUCAGCAAUGUAGAUGGCCAGAGUGGAAAAGGGGAUCCUGAUGUGCAAGAAGUUUCAGAAAGCAUGUUCUAUGAUGUAAGUUCUAAACCCGAGAGGAAGGAGGAUGAUCUCCAAACGGUUAAAGUGAGUGCAAUCAAUGAAAGGAAUCGGAAACAGGACAGAAAGCAAGACUCUGAUUUACAUUCAAAUGAAAACAGCACUUUUGAUGAUGGAAACAAAAAAUUGGCAACAAAUGCUGAUGGAAGCAGAAAGUUAGAAUCCAUAUCACUGACCAUUGACGUGCACCAUGAGUUGGAAAAAAUAGAAGUGACUUCUAGCAUGAGUUCCAAACAGGGGAGGGGUGAGGGUAUUGAUCUCCUUGAAGUUAAUGAAAUGGGUGAAGGAAAUCAGAAAGCGUUCAUACAGGAUGAUUCUGAUUUACGCAAAACUCAAGAGAGCACUUUUGAUGAUGAAAAUCACAAGUUGGAAAUACAUGCAGAUACUCAUGGAAGAUUAGAAACAAAAUCAUCACUUACUGAUGUGUGCCGUGAAUUGAAACACAAGGAGGUGACUUCUAACAUGCACCAGAAACUGGUUGAGAUGGGCUGUAAAGUGAAUGCAGAGAAUAUUGAUGCUCAGAAGAAGAAAGAUUUAAAGGUUCUGCAGCAAAGUUUGGAUACAGAUUUUUGUAGUCCAAUACCUGAGAAAUUGAUUCCGCCCACAUCUAAGCAGCAGCCAAUUUCCAUUACUGCAAUUUCAAAUGAUUGUGGUACAAGUGAGUCUCCAAAGUCUCAUCAAUCUGUUGCUGCCGAUCCUGAAUAUGUGGUUCUAUCCGACCAUUUACCUGAACCAAAUGUAGAACAUAAAAUUGUUUGUAUAGCAUCUUCAAAAUACGUGGAGGAUACACCAGCUCCCAGUCCAUCAUCACUUCCAUCACCUCCACCUUCACCUCCUUUUUGGGCAGGUACUUCUGUCCCAUCCCCACCACUUCCUUCCUUUAGCAGUUUGUGUCCUUUUUCUCUAGGAUCACCUGCCUCUCCCCCUAUACUUGAAAGAACAACACCACCUCCACCUCCACCUCCACCUCCACAUCCUCCUCCCCCUCCCCCUCCCCCUCCCCCUCCAUUUACAAGCAUUUGGGCGACUCUUCAAGGACCAGUACCACCUCCUCCUCCCAUGAAAAAUACAGUUGGAUCAAUUGUCCCUCCUCCACCGCUCCCACAUUUUGGUGGAAUGGUCUCCCCUUCACCUCCCCCUCCACCUAGGAAAACUCUUGAUGUGUUAGUUACUCCUGCUCCACCAACUACGCCACCUCAGAAGGCUGGAGUUUCUUCAAAUAGCACUUCAGAAGUCCCAACACCUCUGCCCCCUCCGCCACCAUCACCUCCAACACGUGGAGCUCUCAUUCCUCCACCACCACCUCCAACGUGGGGAGCUUUGCCUCCAGCUCCACCUCCUCCACCACCCCCUAUUAAGUAUGGAGUUCCACCUUCGCGGCCACCCCCCAUGAAUGGAGCUCUACCUCCUACAAGUCGAGCUCUGCCCCCAUCACCACCUGCUCCCUUUCAUGGUGGUCCACCUUUGCCACCACCUCCUCCCUUACAUGGGGCUCCACCUCUACCUCCUUCCCCUCUACCUCCUGGUGGAGUUCUGCUCCCACCACCACCACCUCUUCCUCCCUUUUGGGGUGUUCCACCUACUCCACCACUGCCACCCUUAUGUGAGGCUCCACCUCCGCCACCUCCUCCUCUAUUACAUGGAACUCCGCCUUCUGGUGGAGCUCCGCUCCCACCACCGCCACCUCUUCCUCCCAUUUGUGGUGUUCCACCUCCGCCACCACCUCCACCCUUACAUGGGGCUCCACCUCCACCACCGCAUCCUUUAUUACAGGGAACUCCACCUUCCCCUCCACCUCUUGGUGGAGCUCCGCUCCCACCACCGCCACCUCUUCCUCCCUUUCGGGGUGGUCCACCUCCGCCACCACCUCCACCCUUAUGUGGGGCUCCACCUGCACCACCGCCUCCUCCAUUAAAUGGAUCUCCAUCUCUUGGAGGAGCUCCACCACCACCACCACCUCCUCCUAUGCAUGGGACUCCACCUCCACCACCUUCCUCUAUGCAUGGUCCACAACCGCCUCUGCCUCCAAAGAGAGGAGGUGCUCCACUGGCGCCACCUCCUCCUACUAGUGGAGCUUCUCGUGCCCCUCUUCCGCCUAGGCCUCCAAGUGGUGCACCUCCUCCACCUCCACCAGUUGGAGCUAAAGGUGGAGCUCCGCUGGCUCCAGCUGAUACAAAAAGCUUAACAUCAGGAAAGGGACGCGGUCUUGUACAUCCUGGUGGUGCAAAUCAGUCUGCUGCUUCACCUCGAAGGUCUUCAUUAAAGCCACUGCACUGGGUGAAGGUAACACGGGCAGUGCAAGGAAGCUUGUGGGCAGAACUACAGAGACAUGAACAACCACCAAUUGCACCAGAAUUUGACGUUUCAGAGCUUGAGAGGCUCUUCUCUGCUGCUGUUCCAAAGCCAUAUGAUAGUUCAAGAGGUAAAUCUGGAGGACAGCACAAGUCAUCUGGGUCAAAAAUUGAUAAAGUGAACCUAAUUGAUUUAAGGAGGGCAUAUAAUGUUGAAAUUAUGCUCACAAAAGUUAAGAUGCCACUUCCCGAUAUGAUGAGUGCAGCAUUAGCGUUGGAUGAUUCAAUUUUAGAUGUUGAUCAGGUGGAGAAUCUUAUAAAGUUCAGUCCUACAAAAGAGGAGAUGGAACUUCUGAAGGGCUACAGUGGUGAUAAAGAAAACCUGGGAAAAUGCGAACAGUUCUUUCUGGAGUUGAUGAAGGUGCCACGGGUGGAAUCCAAACUAAGAGUGUUUUUUUUCAAGAUGCAAUAUGUCUCCCAGACUACAGAUUUUAGAAAGAGUCUGAAUAUUGUAAACUUGGCAUGUGAUGAGGUUCGAAAUUCAUUAAAAUUGAAGGAAAUUAUGAAAAGGAUCCUAUAUCUGGGGAAUACAUUAAACCAAGGAACUGCAAGGGGUUCUGCAAUUGGAUUCAAGUUGGACAGUCUUCUAAAACUCAGUGACACUCGUGCUUCUAACAAUAAAAUGACUUUAAUGCAUUACCUUUGUAAGGUUCUAGCCUCCAAGACACCAGAAUUUCUGGAUUUUCAUCAGGACCUGGUUAGCAUGGAAUCUGCAUCAAAGAUACAAUUGAAGUCCUUAGCAGAAGAAAUGCAAGCAAUAAUCAAAGGGUUAGAAAAGGUAAAGCAAGAGCUGGUUGCAUCUGAAAAUGAUGGUCCUGUGUCAGAAGUUUUUUGCAAGACAUUGAAGGAAUUUGUUGGCAUUGCUGAAACAGAAGUGGCAUCCUUAACAUCAUUUUAUGCAGCAGUGGGUAGAAAUGCAGAUGCACUCGCCCUUUAUUUUGGUGAAGACCCUGCUCGUUGCCCAUUUGAACAAGUAACUUCAACUCUCUUAAAUUUUGUGAGGAUGUUUCGGAGAGCACAUGAUGAGAACUGUAAGCAAGACGAGCUAGAGAGGAAGAAAGCCCAGAAGAAGGCCGAAAUGGAGAAGGAAAAGGGUAUUAACCUAAUGAAGAAAGCUGCGACAUAGCUACAAGUGUUUUCUCCAUAGCCCCACACGGGAACCAACCGAAGUUCCCCCCACCCCCCAUGCAGCUGUCGGGCGAUGUGAAUAGAAAGAUACGACAGCAAAGUUGAACUGCUCCAUACUCGAGCCCAGCCUUCAGUUUUUCAGGAAACUUGCAAUGGGGAAAAAUGGCAGGAAAAGUUCCAACUUUGUGGCUGCAUGUGGCACACCAACUUUUCCAGAUUUAGAGCACCCCACCUCCAUGGACAGUUGGACUCUAGUAGCCAAUUGUGUUUUGACGUGUAUCUCCUUGCACAAAUAUGCCGGGGAUUAAGAUCCAACAGCUUAGUUUUUUACUGCAGGCUUCUUAGAAUGUCGUCAAGCUUUUGCAACAGUAUAAUUCUUCCUUAAGGACGGUUCCAUUAGUAGGAUUCAUCAAAUGAGGUUCUGGCCCCACCAACCUGUUAGUGGUCACUCUUAGACUCCGAAUCAGUCUUUUUGAUUUGUACCCCAUGAUUUGAAUCAUCGUUUCACUGUUCUUUUGGGAGAUAUUUUGGGAGAACCAGUGCCAGAUGUCAUUGCAUUGUAAAGCACAAGUGGGGAAUGUAUCUAUGAACUGUGUACAUAGCUCUAACCCUACUGACCAUUGAUUCUUUUCUCAUGUAACAUAAAAGGUAGUCUUUUUCUUUUUCCUUGUUCAGAUUUUGAUGAGAGCAACAUCACGAAAAUUGUGUAGAAGUUGAGAAAUGAAAGAAAUGAGAGGGUAGGCAUUCUUACUGUUUAAGUGUAAUAUAACCAGAUGUAGGUUGUGAGUUGAGAACUCUUUUCACUCAUCAUUUGUUAGAAUAUUCUCAUUUAUUAAAAAGAAAUAUCUCUCUCAAGUCAGUCCUUCAGGACCUUCAUUAUUU
Molecule: messenger RNA, 6212 nt
Organism: Macadamia integrifolia
Lineage: Eukaryota; Viridiplantae; Streptophyta; Magnoliopsida; Proteales; Proteaceae
Product: formin-like protein 20
Exons: 18
Coding region: 643-5328 (1561 amino acids)
Source: RefSeq, a predicted model, not a curated record